Molecule: messenger RNA, 1254 nt
Organism: Epinephelus lanceolatus (giant grouper)
Lineage: Eukaryota; Metazoa; Chordata; Actinopteri; Perciformes; Serranidae
Source: RefSeq, a predicted model, not a curated record
AUGCCAGACAAACCAGUCGACUCAAUGAAGUGGGCAGAUUCAAAGGUCUGGACCAAGACAACUAAAACUGCAAUGAUCAACUCAAACUCAGCCUGUGACUUGGAACCAGACGGACCUGACUUCCAGACUCCGUUGCUGCUGUUACAGAGGUUAGAUCUGGUGCUGCCGUCGGCAAAACAGCCUGCUGUGACCGAUGAAUUAGAGCUGCUGCAGCUCACCACCGCAGCUCUGUUCCUGGAGCCACUGUCCCCUCUACCCCUGGUGAAGCAGUCCACAGCUGCAGGGAGCGAGGAGGAGGUUGGAAAGAUGGUUGAUUUUAUUUCCACUGUGGUGAUACAAGUGGGACGAUGCACAGACGAUCACGUCUUUGUAACGACAACUGUUGAAGUUGGAGAUGAUGUGACUUUGAAUUGUACUCGCCAGACAUCUGAGUCCUAUGAUACCCUCUUUUGGAUCAGGCUUGUUUCUGGAAAAACACCUGAAUUCUUGGGAGGAACAUUUGUCUUUGAUUCUAAAGGUGUUAACAAGACUGCUCGCAUUACAGCAAAACAAGAGCCUGGAUCAUUUAUUCUGCAUAUUCAUGAGACAAAGCUGAGUGAUACUGGACUUUACUACUGUUUAAAAGUAAAUCUACAGGACAUGACAUUUUCCAAAUCAACACUUCUGAGAGUUAAAGGACCAGAACCUGAUAUCACUGCCGUCACUCAAGACUUUCCAUCUGAUCCAGUCCGUCCAGGAGACUCAGUGACUCUGCAGUGUUCAGUCCUCUCUGACUCUGAGAAGAAAACAUGUCCAGAAGAACACAGAGUUUAUUGGUUCAGAGCUGCAUCAGAUGAAUCUCAUCCAAGUUUGAUUUACAGUCAUGGAAACAGUGAUGGAUGUGAGAAGAGUCCUGAAGCUCACUCUCCACAGAAAUGUAUCUACAGCUUCUCUAAGGACGUCAGCUCCUCUGAUGCCGUGACUUAUUACUGUGCUGUGGCCACAUGUGGAGAGAUAUUAUUUGGAAAUGGAGCAAAAGUGGACAUUCAAGAGCUCAACAUGUGGGAUCUGCAGAAGGCCAACACACUUCUGUUUCUGUUAUUUGCUGCUUUGGCUUUAAGUCUGACUGUUAUUGCCUUCCUGAUUUAUACCAUCAAGAAGAAAACUUCUGCUGCCGCUCUGCAAACAAAUGCUGCUAGUCAGCAGAGAGACGAGGACUCGUUGGCUUAUUCUGCACCGACCUUCACCAAGAGGAAAACUGGCCGAGCAGACUGA